GUGACGUCACGAGCCAUAACAAACCCGCCUGCCUCAACUGUCAUCCCGUUGUCACCUCGGCCUGUGUCGGCGUUGUUCGGCCACGCAUUAUUCUCGAGGGGAAAAAAACCCACGCCGGGUUGUUUUGUUCAAUUUGUACCGGCGAUAACAAUCGUUCGAUCCCGACUGACCUCCCCGCGCUCCUCCGUUAGCUUGGCUUGCUAUAACAAUGAGCGCCGUCAUGAAACUGGCAGCAAAUUCUUCUGUUGCUUAAAAAAACAAAAAGGGACACUUCCGCUUUUCUUUUUUUUUUCUUUUUUUUGGUGGUAGCCGACUUGAAAAAAACAGAAGCGAAGAAGAAGAAGAAGAAGAAGAAGAGGCAGGCGGCAAUGGAGCCACACGCGGCGACGGGCUGCGUGAAUGUGGGCUGUCUGACCAGCGCCUUGCCCGUGAUUCCUUACCAGAAGUUGACUGACUUGUACUACCUGAGCAAAGGGGGCUUCGGCACCGUGUUCAAGGCUCAACACUCAGACUGGAGGACCACCGUGGCCAUCAAAUGUCUGAAGUUGGAUUCCCCUUUUGGUGAAAGAGAGAGAAAGUGUCUGCUGAAGGAGGCAGAGGUCCUCCACAAAGCCCGGUUCAACUACAUCAUCCAGAUCUUCGGCAUCUGCAACGAGCCAGAGUUCUUUUGUAUCGUGACAGAGUUUAUGAGCAAUGGCUCCCUGGAUCAACUGCUGCAUGAGAAGGACAUGUACCCCGUGCUCGCCUGGCCUUUAAGGCUGCGGAUCCUCUAUGAGAUCGCCCUAGGAGUCAACUUCCUUCACAACAUGAACCCGCCCCUUUUACACCAUGACCUGAAGACGCAAAAUAUUCUAUUGGACAGUGAAUUUCAUGUCAAGAUUGCCGAUUUUGGUCUUUCAAAGUGGCGCCAGCUGUCCGUCAGUAAAGGGUCUGGGUCUAAACCCUUGGAAAUUGGCGGCACUGUGAUCUACAUGCCUCCUGAAGAGUAUGAGCCCUCCAAAAUCCACCGGGCUGACGUGAAACAUGAUAUGUACAGUUAUGCCAUCAUUAUGUGGGAGGUACUUUCCAGACAAAUUCCAUACAAAGUGACCAACCCGAUUAAGAUCAUGUUCAAUGUACUUCGUGGGAUGCGUCCUGACACAAGCCCGGCUAGUCUGCCUGAUCAAAUCCCUAGUAGGGACACCCUUGUUUGCUUAAUGAGCUGCGGUUGGACCACUAACCCUGAUGAACGACCUUCCUUCCUCAAGUGUCUGGUAGAGUUGGAGCCCAUGGUGAGGAAGUUCAAGGAAAUAGAAUUUUUGGAGGCAGUGCUAGAGAUCAAGAGGUCUAAGCUGGUCCGGAGAGCCAGCUGUUGCUCAGCACAGCCAGUGAGCAAAAAGACGUCUGAGAACGGAACUUUGACAAGGCUUAAAGACAUGGCUUGGCCUUGGCCGGACAGCGCCACCUCAGGAUCAGGCUCUAGUUCCUCCCAGGAAACGGACAUAUCACUGCCAGGCACCCUCACCAGCAGCAACAUGGAACUUUCCAAAGAAGGUGCCCCACUGUCAGUCGUCCAUACGCUGGAGCUCCCUGAGUCUUUGAAGGACCCCUGUGCUGUCAGCAAUCUAAAUGGCUUCCAGAGCACCAGGCUCAUAGACGAUUUGAACAAAUCCCUCACACCUGAGCUUCCUAUACUGGAUGUCCAGACCCAGCUGCAUGGCCUCACCCUCACUGCAGACUGUGCAAAGAGUCAUCAACAAGAGAAUUCUCCUCCAUUGUGCUGCUCGCCGCCGACGCAGGGUCCUAUCGGUCAGUGGGUCUCAACACGGCGCGAAGAGAUCGUCGCACAGAUGACGGAAGCCUGCCUCAACCAAAGCUUGGACGCCCUCCUGGCACGCUCCUUGCUGAUGAGCGAGGAUUACGAACUGGUGGUCAACCAGCCCACCCGUGCCGCUAAGGUGCGCCAGCUGCUGGACAACUGCCACAGGCACAGUGAGGACUUCUGCCGCAUCGUCGUCCUGAAGCUGCACCGCAACAAGCAGACGGGCCUGCAACCGUACCCUAACGAGAUCACCUCUGCCACCACAGUAACGACACCCAGCGCGCCGCCACUCUCCGUGUCCUACAACAUCCAGAGGAACAUGUCAGGGGUGUCCAAAUUUCGGCAUUUGGAAGCUUCUUCUGUGUGGCCCAAGAGACUGCAUGAGUUUGAUGAGGAAUUUGUUGCACGGAGUGCCAACAACUUUACCCUAAUCAGCUGACAAUGUGAGUAAAUCAGGUCAAUGACCAUGAAUUGUACGCUGAAGUGUAGCCAGCACAGCAAUCACUUAUAUGACCCAAUCCCAACAACUUUUCCCACUCAUGGUGAAACUGCAAAUCAACACAAAAACUGAAUACCGUAUUUUCCGGAGUAUAAGUCGCUCCAGAAUAUAAGUCGCACCUGCCGAAAAUGCAUAAUAAAGAAGGAAAAAAACAUAUAAGUCGCACUGGAGUAUAAGUCACAUUUUUUGGGGGAAAUUUAUUUGAUAAAACCCAACACCAAGAAUGGACAUUUGAAAGGCAAUUUAAAAUAAAUAAAGAAUAGUGAACAGCAGGCUGAAUAAUUGUACGUUAUAUAACGCAUAAAUAACCAACUGAGAAGGUGCCUGGUAUGUCAACGUAACAUAUUAUGGUAAGAGUCUUCCAAAUAACUAUAACAUAGAGAACAUGCUACACGUUUACCAGACAAUCUGUCACUCCUAAUCGCUAAAUCAAAUAAAAUGUUAUACGUCUAGUCUCUUGCGUGAAUGAGCUAAAUACAAUUAUUUGAUAUUUUACGGUAAUGUGUUAAAAGGGAACAUUAUCACAAUUUCAAAAGGGUUAAAAACAAUGAAAAUCAGUUCCCAGUGGCUUGUUGUAUUUUUUGAAUUUUCUUUCAAAAUUUUACCGGUCCCCGAAUAUCCCUAAAAAAAGCUAUAACGUGCUUGAUUUUCGCUAUUUGCGAUGCGACUAUCCAUUUCCCUGUGACGUCACACAGUGCUGCCAAUGUAAACAAACAAUGGGAAUACCACAGUAAGAUGUAGCGACAUUAGCUCGGAUUCAAACUCUGAUUUCAGCGACUUAAACGAUUCAACAGAUUACGCAUGUAUUGAAACAGAUGGUUGGAGUAUGAAAGUAUUGAAGAAGAAACUGAAGCUAUUGAGCGAAUAGCUAUUGACGCUAUUCAUAGCCAUAGCAUGGCCGAAUAGCUGCGUUAGCAUCGCCGGUAAAAUGUGCGGACCAAACGAUCAGGACUUUCGCAUCUUGUGACACUGGAGCAACUUAAAUCCGUCGAUUGGUAAGUGUUUUUUUCGCAUUAAAUGUGGGUGGAAGGAAACGUAAUAUAGUUGCAAAUGCAUCUGCAGGUUAUCCAUACAUCUCUGUGCCAUGUCUGCUUUAGCACCGCCGGUAAAUAGCAUGUUAGCAUCGAUUAGCGUAGCAUGUUAGCAUCGAUUAGCUGGCAGUCAACAUCAACAAAACUCACCUUUGUGAUUUUGUUGACUAUCGUUGCAAAUGCAUCUGCAGGUUAUCCAUACAUCUCCGUACCAUGUCUGCUUUAGCACCGCCGGUAAAUAGCAUGUUAGCAUCGAUUAGCGUAGCAUGUUAGCAUCGAUUAGCUGGCAGUCACGCCGCGACCAAAUAUGUCUGAUUAGCACAUAAGUCAACAACAUCAACAAAACUCACCUUUGUGAUUUCGUUGACUAUCGUUGCAAAUGCAUCUGCAGGUUAUCCAUACAUCUCUGUGCCAUGUCUGCCUUAGCAUCACCGGUAAAAUGUGGAGACACUCCAGCACAUACAAGGGGGGUCUGGCGGCAGACACUUUGGCAUCUUCGGGCCAGUGGUGCAACUUGAAUCCCUCCCUGUUAGUGUUGUUACACCCUCCGACAACACACCGUCGAAGCAUGAUGUUUCCAAGGUUCCAAAAAAUAGUCAAAAAAAAUGAAAAUAACAGAGCUGAGACCCGGUGUUUGUAAUGUGUUGAAAAUGAAAAUGGUGGGUGUGUUACCUCGGCGACGUCACAUUCUGACGUCAUCGCCUCCAGCGCGAUAAACAGAAAGGCGUUUAAUUCGCCAAAAUUCACCCAUUUAGAAUUCGGAAAUCGGUUAAAAAAAUAUAUGGUCUUUUUUCUGCACCAUCAAGGUAUAUAUUGAAGCUUACAUAGUUCUGGUGAUAAUGUUCCCCUUUAAUAAUUUCACACACAAGUCGCUCCUGAGUAUAAGUCGCACCCCUGGCCAAACUAUGAAAAAAACUGCAACUUAUAGUCCGAAAAAUAUGGUACACACACACACACACACACGGUCACACGUGUGUUGACCAUGUAACAUAACACAACCUGCUCACUGAACUUUGUGGACAUUAAAAGAAAAGUUAAAACACCGUGCAAUGUUCAAAAUUACACUCAUUUAAAUCCAUUACAAAACAGGAUGGGAAAAAUGCGAAACCAUCUAUGCAGGGAGCAUUUUUAGCUGCUUGAUAUUUCUGAAUGAUUACAAAACCUUAAAGUUGUCACAGAAGUAAACAAGGUAUAAGUCGAACUUUUACAUACUCUUAAUAUCCAAUGAUGUUAAUCAUUAAUUAUAUAUCCAUUAUAUUAAUAUACAGUACAGGCCAAAAGUUUGGAAACACCUUCUCCUCAUUCAAUGGAUUUUCUUUAUUUUCAUGAUUAUUUACAUUGUAGAUUGUCACUGAAGGCAUCACAACUAUGAAUGAACACACGUGGAGUUAGGUACCUAACAAAAAAAGGGCAAUAACUGAAAACAUGUUUUAUAUUCUAGAUUCUUCAAAAUAGCCACCCUUUGCUCUGAUUGCUGCUUUGCACACUCUUGGCUUACUCUUGAUGUGCUUUAAGCACACCUGUGAAGUGAAAACCAUUUCAGUUAUUUCUUUCUUUUUUUCAUUUUAUUUUUAUUGACAUCCAGCAUCAGACAUUUCUAUCCAUUACGUCAUAUUCACAUACAUCAUAUAGCUAUUGUCUGCCCUAAAUGUCAAAAUAUUUUUUUUGUUUAUACCCCAUCAUACCACCCCCCCCCCAAAAAAAAACAGGAAAAAACCAAAACAAAAAAAUAUUUAAAAAAAAGUAUCUACAAAUACAUCAAAGCAAUAAACAAAAAUAAAUAAUAAUAGACAAAAAUAAAAU
Nerophis ophidion (straightnose pipefish) is the source of this 5134-nucleotide messenger RNA. Its product is annotated as receptor-interacting serine/threonine-protein kinase 2-like. Lineage: Eukaryota; Metazoa; Chordata; Actinopteri; Syngnathiformes; Syngnathidae. Gene Ontology annotation, molecular function: JUN kinase kinase kinase activity; ATP binding. Gene Ontology annotation, biological process: positive regulation of canonical NF-kappaB signal transduction; protein phosphorylation; innate immune response. The record is from RefSeq and is a predicted model, not a curated record. Bases 369 to 2240 code for a protein of 623 amino acids. The transcript has 12 exons.